AUGGCUUCCACUUCAGCGGCUGCUGUGCUCCUUGGUAGACAAUUAAAACAGAUGCAGUCGGACAAAGAUAUACCUGGGAUCAGCUGUGGGCUGGUGGACAACAACGUCUUUCAGUGGGAAGUUAUGCUCAUGAUCAACGACGACUGCAAAUACUACGGCGGAGGAUUCUUUCGUGCCCGCCUGUCCUUCCCUCCAGAGUACCCUUUGAUGCCUCCCAAAAUGAAGUUCGAAACCCCCAUCUUCCAUCCCAACGUCUACCCGACCGGGGAAGUCUGUAUCUCCAUCCUGCACCCUCCGGAGGAUGACCAAUACGGAUAUGAAUCUGCCGCUGAGCGAUGGAGUCCCGUACAAAGCCCCGAGACGAUCCUGAUAUCGGUCAUCAGUAUGUUGAGUUCCCCAAACGACGAGUCUCCAGCGAAUGUGGAUGCAGCCAAGAUGUGGCGGGAAGAUCCCAAAGGUUUCCGAAGAAAGUGUCAGCGGCUCGUCCGGGAAAGCUUAGGGGACGACUAA
This is a messenger RNA of Cladophialophora psammophila CBS 110553, 510 nucleotides long. Its product is annotated as ubiquitin-conjugating enzyme E2 15. The coding region runs from base 1 to 510 and encodes 169 amino acids. The record is from RefSeq and is a predicted model, not a curated record. NCBI's taxonomy places the organism in Eukaryota, Fungi, Ascomycota, Eurotiomycetes, Chaetothyriales, Herpotrichiellaceae. The transcript is spliced from 3 exons. Gene Ontology annotation, cellular component: endoplasmic reticulum; cytosol.